AUGGAAUUUUUUACUUUGCCCGGCGUUAAGAGAAUCGAUGUGAUAUUUGAUAGAUACGACGAUAUUUCCAUAAAAUUUUUGGAGACGAAAUUACGUGGUAAAGACCAGAUCACCCAAAAUAUCAUAAUUUCCAACCAUUCAACAAAUAUUCCUGCUGAUUGUAAAGCUUUUCUUACUAACACUCAUAAUAAAUUAAAACUCGUUCGAUUUCUUUGUGCUAAUGUUCCAAAAUAUGCACAAGUAAAAGAAGACUGUGAGUUGUAUAUUUGUGGGGGAUUCGAUGAUCCAACUAAAUGUUUCAAAUUACAAGGAUCUCUAAUUUGUGAGAUACUCGAAUUACAAUCAAACCAUUCAGAAGCUGAUUCAAGAAUGUUCGUCCACAUUUUUCACGCAGUAAGGAUUCAAUCUGCUCAUAUUAUUAUAAUCAGCGCUGAUGCAGAUGUAUUCGGCUUGGCAGUUUAUUUCUGGAAAUACUUAGAAAAUAUUGGGUGUCUCGGUCUAUGGUUUGACGGUUCUCACACGAAGAAAUGCUUUCUAGGAUGCCAUUUGGCUGCUAAAUCCCUGAGUGAAAACAUAUGCAAUAUUUUGCCAGCAUUACAUGAUGUGAGUGGUUGCGACACUACUAGCAGAUUUGGUAGUAAAAUGCAAUGGUUGAACGCUGCGUCUGAAGAUUUUUCACAAACAGCUCUCAUGCCUUUGGGAAACCUUGACCUAAAUGACGAGCAAUUCAAAAGAAGCAGUUUGCACAUAUUUAUUUUCAAAGAAGAAAUUAUCUACUGA
This is a messenger RNA of Danaus chrysippus (African queen), 780 nucleotides long. The record is from the annotation of a GenBank genome assembly. NCBI's taxonomy places the organism in Eukaryota, Metazoa, Arthropoda, Insecta, Lepidoptera, Nymphalidae.